Rubroshorea leprosula is the source of this 2161-nucleotide messenger RNA. Lineage: Eukaryota; Viridiplantae; Streptophyta; Magnoliopsida; Malvales; Dipterocarpaceae. The record is from the annotation of a GenBank genome assembly.
UUGGAAAAUUGAAAAUUUAGAGCAUGAUCGGUAAAAUUUGUAAUGUAAGGGAAUAAAUGUUGGUUUUUGCUUACGAGCUUCACCAGCUCUUAAACCAUUGCCAAAGCAGCUCGUUGCAGCGCACAACCAGCUUUCCUGAUUUGAUUUCCGACGCUCUCUCCGGUUCUCCGCGAAUUCUAGGCUCCCUCCGACUUCCUUUUCUGUCUCAGUUUUUCGAUUCGUGUUUUCGCACUGAAGUCUUGCCAGAAGGAAUGUACCAAAUAAAUUUUGGUGAAAUUGUAAGUGAAUUGCAUGAAGGAUUUUCAGAAUCAUCAUUUCUUGCUUCAAACUUUCGUGAGGGUGACAAACCGAGUCAGUUUGUAGCAAUUUUAUGUCAAUAUGAUGUUACUGUCCUGGAUUAUCCGAGACAAUAUGAGGGUUGCUCUCUACUUCCGUUUUCUUUGAUUCAGCAUUUUCUCCGUGUUUGUGAAAGUUGGCUGUCACGCGGGAAUCAUCAGAAUAUCAUUCUUCUUCAUUGGGAGAGGAGAGGCUGGCAACUUUUGGCAUUUCUUUUGGCCAGUUUCUUGAUUUUUAGAAAGUCGCAUACUGGAGAGCGUAAGACACUUAAAGUUGUCAACCGUGAGGCUCCUAAAGGUUUCUUGCAGCUCUUAUCACCUUUAAAUCCACUUCCAUCUCAGCUUCGUUAUCUUCAGUAUGUAGCAAGAAGGAAUAUAGCUCCUGAGUGGCCGCCUCCUGAGCAAGCUCUUUCUUUGGACUGUGUCAUAAUUCAAGCAGUUCCAAGUUUCAAUGUCCAGAAUGGGUGCAGGCCAAUUAUUCGCAUUUUUGGCAGGAAUCUUCAUACCAAAGAUGGGCAGUCAACCCAGAUGCUUUUUUCCAUGUCCAAGAAGGGGAAGACCAUUCGACAUUAUUGCCAGGCAGACUGUGAUGUGGUUAAAAUUGACAUCCAGUGUUUGGUGCAAGGGGAUGUUGUACUGGAGUGUGUACAUUUGGACUUGGAUCCGGAAAGGGAAGUUAUGAUAUUUCGUGUAAUUUUCAACACUGCAUUUAUUCGAUCCAACAUAUUGAUGCUGCAGUCUGAGAACUUGAACGUGCUUUGGGACUCAAAGGAGUGGUAUCCAAUAGGCUUCCGAGCAGAGAUUCAAUUGAAAAAUCUUGCUGAAGAAAUGCAAGCUGUGAGUAAAGGUCUUGAAAAGGUUGAGAAAGAACUUGCUGCUUCCGAGAAUGAUGGUGCCAUUUCUCUGAGUCUUCAGAAGGUGUUGAAGAAUUUCCUUGAUACUGCAGGAGCUGAAAUCAGUUCUCACUUUGCAGUCUGGUCGCCGGUUGGUUACAUUCUUGUGGUAUUUUUUUUACACAGCAGAAAUGCAGAUUUAUUGUCCCAGUACUAUGGGGAGGAUCCAGCCCCAUGCCCUUUUGAGCAUGUGACACAGAUCUUGGUAGUUUUUGUCAAGAUGUUUAAAAAGGCACGGGAGGAGAAUGAAAGGCUGGCUGAUGCUGAGAAAAAGAAGUUGGAGAAGGAAGCCAUGAAAGAAAAGGCAGCAGUUUGGCUCCUCCCCAAACAAGGAUGGUGUUGACAUUGACGAACCAAAGUCUUAUUUCUCAAAUCCAGAAAUGCAAUCGCCAAGCUAACUGUCUGAUAGAAUUACAGUUGGAGAUACCCAAAGACAGGAUUGCUUUAGAGCACCCAUUUCAAGGUCAAAAAACAUAAAUAUAGGCCCUCUUGUGUAUUUCGCCUGCACAGAAUUGAGGCAAUAACGCAACUGUUAUGCCAGCUUCAUGUGGUACGUUCUGUUCUUCCUUUCAAAAGACCCAAUUUUUAUCAAUCCUGGUAAAAAGGUUAAAUGAGGUGCAGAUGUAGGAGAGCUGUACAUAUUUUAGUCAUCAUGGCAGUUGACUACUACAGAGAAUCAAAAAUUUGUAAUUAUUCACGGUGCACUUGAGUCUGGAAAUGUAAUGUGCAGAUUUGACCGGAAAUGGUUUCGUGCACCAUGCUGUUUAUUGUUCAACAUGAUUCAAAAAUGAACGCUUGAACAAAUUAUAUGGAUGCUUGACUGGAAAUGGUCUCAUUUACAUGUUUUCAGUUUAAAGUUUUGAACAAAUGGUCUCAUGUAACAUGCCGUUUCUUGACUGAUUCAGGUAAUUAUGGGCUGCAAAUGAAUUCUUA